Messenger RNA from Dentiscutata heterogama, 287 nucleotides. Lineage: Eukaryota; Fungi; Glomeromycota; Glomeromycetes; Diversisporales; Gigasporaceae. The record is from the annotation of a GenBank genome assembly.
AAGGCGUAAUGAUAAUACAAAUUAUGUAAAUAAUGUCGAAAAUACUCUUAAUCAAAAUGACAUAGAUGAGGCUGAUAAUUAUAAUGAUAAUACAAAUAGUAUUAAUAUUGAAAGUGAUUAUGAUCAAAGUGAUAUAGAUAAAACCAAUAAUGCAGAUUCUUUUAGUGAUAACAAUAAUAAUAAUGUAUUAUCAUCACUAAAAAAUAUUCUUCAUUCUUCUCGAAAAUAUAAUAAUGUCAAAAAUGCUAAACACAAUGAACAAACCGCUGGCAUUUUGAAUGAAAAUG